Fibroporia radiculosa is the source of this 1131-nucleotide messenger RNA. RefSeq lists its product as uncharacterized. Gene Ontology annotation, molecular function: phosphatidylinositol-4,5-bisphosphate phospholipase C activity. The record is from RefSeq and is a predicted model, not a curated record. The transcript is spliced from 4 exons. Lineage: Eukaryota; Fungi; Basidiomycota; Agaricomycetes; Polyporales; Fibroporiaceae. Gene Ontology annotation, biological process: lipid metabolic process; intracellular signal transduction. The coding region runs from base 1 to 1131 and encodes 376 amino acids.
AUGUCUUCUUCAGACGACUACAACAUAUUUGGGGCGGUUACUGGUGCACUGGGUACCAUGGGCUUAGUGCAAAUACUCUGGGUCGUCAUCAAGAGCCAGCUACCAUCUUCGAAGCUCAAAGUGUUCGACCAGACAUUCGAAGAAACAGAAUCACUUCUCCGCUUGGUGUCCGAGGAAGGUAUAUUCGUCAACAGUGAUUAUAUCGCGGUAACCAGGCGGGAUUUAAUUCGCAUUCGAGCCCGCUCAGAGAAGUAUCGGAAUGCGACGUACUGUGCUACAACAUUCUGGAAGCAGCUUAAGGGGAUUGUAACAGGACUCUCGCGCAAGAUUUCCGUCCUUUGCGAUGAAGUCGUAGAAGUACGAGCUAACAUCUCGUCUACAACCGAGGAGACAAGAAACAAACUCGGGGGCGAGCGCGGCGAGCAGGUUACCCUCAACUGGCUUCCUAUGUCCCCAACUGCCGAAGUAUCCCCCACAGAUAAUGCACGGCCGUCAGAUGCUUCGAGCUGUUCCAUUUGGCAGCGCUCCAAAGCGUUUAUUGUUAUCACCACGAGUGACCUGGCGACUACUGUUCGCAGCCACAUCCCUGUUAAAGCUUCUCCGGCGUCUCCUGAUGAACCGUCAUUUCCCUCGUCGUCCGCGCUUUCAAGCCAGCCAGAUUGCCCAGUCUUCUCAACUCCUCUUCCGUCGACGACGAGCAAUAUCAGUGAAUUGCAGUCUUCAUAUAAUGCGACUGAAAUUGCGACCGCCCCACAGUCGACGUGUCGGCGGUACAAAUAUUUUUCCCGUAAUACAUGGGGCCUUCCGCGUAACGUUCGGCGCAUGCUACAGAAAAUCGACCAGGAACUCGCUGCGCGCGACAUUACCCAUCCUGCACUCUCGCGACUCUCUAAGUCCAUACGCCUGGGAAGACGGGGUCGCAGAUCACUCGCAGCGUUGCACACGCACUAUGUCCGAGCUACGGCAGCCAGAAACAGUACAAAUGUCGAGAGGUGCGCGCAUGACCAGGUUGUGUCGAAGUACGAGGAGGACGGCUGGGAGGACGAUGAUGAGAUUGACAUGCUCAGUGGGGUGCCUCAGUUUUUGUAUGCUCAUGAUCGCAUCACUAUACACCCACCAGGCUUGGUGUGA